Messenger RNA from Alternaria viburni, 2148 nucleotides. RefSeq lists its product as uncharacterized. The transcript is spliced from 5 exons. The record is from RefSeq and is a predicted model, not a curated record. Lineage: Eukaryota; Fungi; Ascomycota; Dothideomycetes; Pleosporales; Pleosporaceae. Gene Ontology annotation, biological process: mitotic DNA replication checkpoint signaling; mitotic G2 DNA damage checkpoint signaling; DNA replication initiation. Bases 1 to 2148 code for a protein of 715 amino acids.
AUGGAGGCUAUGGCCAAACUCGCAGCUAUUGGCGCGCAGAUGGGCGCGACCAUCAAGCUUGACCUCACAUCAGACGUAACCCACCUCAUCGUCGGCAGCACCGACAGCGCCAAAUACCGCUAUGUCGCCAAGUCUCGCGAGGACGUCAAAGUCCUUUCCCCGGAAUGGCUCGAAGCAUUGAGGGAGGUGUGGAUGACCGGCGAUGACGACCUGGACAUGGCCGCGCUGGAAAAGGAGUACCGCAUGCCGACCCUCGCUGGGCUGAAGAUAUGCCUCACGGGCUUCGACAAUCCCGAUCAACGAAAGACCAUUCAGGAAUCAGUGGACGCCAACGGAGCCGAGUACCACGGCGACCUCACCAAGUCAGUCACCCACCUCAUCGCAGCCGCGCCAUCGGGCAAGAAGUACGAACACGCCCUGAAUUGGAGGAUGAAGAUUGUGUCGCUGGAAUGGCUCGAACAAAGUCUGGAGAGGGGCAUGGUGCUGGACGAAGCCCUCUACAACCCCACCAUGCCUGUCGAAGAGCGCGGCCAAGGUGCUUGGGAUCGCAAACUGCCCGCGUCGCCCGCCAUAGGCAAACGCACGCGAGAUGCAGAGCCGAGCCAGGCCCUGAAUCCUUUUCGCAGGAAGCUACGUCGCUCAGCAAGCACCAAGGUUGGCAGCCAAAGUGAUGCCUUUUGGGCGGGCAUCACAGCGCCCAGUUUCGAACGACCGAUUGAUGAGGAUGAAUGGACAGAGGAAAUCACAAGCAUUUUGCGCCAACACCUCGAGAGCAACGGCGCGCACGUAAUCCAUGCGACCGAUCUCAACAAUGCGCCAUCCGACGAUCUAAGACGAGGCUACUUCGUAAUACCCCAUGACGUCGAGGUCGAUUCGGCGGCACUUCCGGGGCGUGCCGGAGAACACAUGAACCUGGCCACUAACUGGUGGGUCGAGCGCUGCCUGUAUGGCAAACGUCUAGUAGAUCCAUCGGACGAUGUGUUAAGUCGACCAUUCGAAAAGCUUAGUAUCAGUGGUGCCUCGUACGAUGAACAGCUAUCGGCGAAGACCUCGGUUGUGAUCUGCAACCCUCCUACCAUAAACACACCGAAACUCAAAUUCGCCACGGACAAACGGAUACCCGCUGUUCAUGCCACAUGGCUUUGGGAUUGUCUGCGUAGUGGUCGGCUACAGUCGUAUGCCGAGUAUCAAUUGAACAAGCCAGCGCCGCCUCAGCCACAGAAGCCUAAACAGAGGCCUCAACCACAGGAUGGUGUGCCCACUGCACUGUUGUCCACGGAAGAGAGCCUUGAGCUUCGUCAGAAAAAGCAACAGCCUACCAAUGCCGUGAAAACGUCUCUGCACCCACAGCAGCGUGGUACUCUUGCUCUCACUGCACCAGCAGAUGCAACGCCUGCAUCAACUACAGAUGAGGCGGAUACUUCCAACAAUGAUACUAACGGCCUAAAUUACGAUGACGAUGAGUCUGUCAUACCUGGAUUGGAUGGCGCAGGUUCCCACCCCCUCCAAGAAACCAGCGCCAACUCCCCGCGCCGCCCAUCAACGUCCCCGCAUGCCUCAAAAUCGUUCUCACGACCCAGGAGUUCAUCGGCCGAGUCUCUCAUAGCCCCGGCACCCCGCAAGUCCAAGGCUGGUCAGAUCCAAGAUCCGGUCGUUCCUGUUCCUGAACCCGACUCCGUGAUCCCGGCGGAUACCGAACCGGUACCACAGGAAGCACCAAAAGAAAAGGAAACAAUAAAGGCAAAAGGACCGGAAGAAGAAAAAGAUUACUCUUCAAUCUUAGCUCAGAUGCGCGCAAACCGCAAGACCGUGCCAACGUCCGUCGAUCAGGCACCUGGCAAGACGCGGAAGAGGCGGCAGCUUGGUCGCGCAACGUCCACGCGGUCGAACGCGUCAGCGGGUGAUAGCUCCGGGAACAUUCUGGCUGGAGAAGAGGAAGAAGAGGAGAACACGGUUCUGGUGGAGGAAUACCAGCCUAGCCAGGAGCUAGGUUGGGAUUCUCCUGGUGCUGCGAAAGCGAGGGAGCAGAUGAUCAAGAAGUUGGGUGGGACUAUGCAGGAGAAGAGCGUGGCAGUGGAAGGAAUUGGCGUCGUAAAAGACGUUGGAGGGAAUACUACGGGAAGGGCGGGUAGGAAGAGGCGAGGGUGA